This is a messenger RNA of Clarias gariepinus (North African catfish), 927 nucleotides long. Its product is annotated as CMRF35-like molecule 9. The transcript has 8 exons. The record is from RefSeq and is a predicted model, not a curated record. The coding region runs from base 1 to 927 and encodes 308 amino acids. Lineage: Eukaryota; Metazoa; Chordata; Actinopteri; Siluriformes; Clariidae.
AUGGAGAUGGUCCUCAUCUUCACCUUCUGCCUGAUUCUAGCUGGUACUGAUGCUGUAACUACAGUAACUGGAUACAGAGGACGAUCAGUUCAGAUUAAAUGUUACUACACAUCUGGAUAUGAAAAGAACAACAAGUAUCUCUGCAGAGGUAAAUGUCCCACCUGGGACCUUAUAGAUGUUCCUGUUCAGUCUGGAUCUCCUGAUAAAGACCCCAGAUUCUCUCUGUAUGACGACACAACAGCCAAAGUCUUCACCGUCACCAUCACUGAUCUGACAACAAGGGAUGAAGGAACUUACUGGUGUGGGAUAGAGCAGAUAGGGUAUGAUAAAUACACAGAGAUUCUACUGCUGGUUAAAACGGAUGCUCCUACCAUCAGUGCUGUGUCAUACACCACACACACCACUUCAACACAGUCCAUGAGUCCAUCAGUGCAUGCUGAGAAUACACAUUCAAGUUCAACUAAUCCACUGAAUGAUGAUAAUAAUACAGUUUCUCUUCCAAGAAUAUCAAUUUCACCUAUCAUCAGUGCUGUGUCUGUGGUACCGGUGCUGCUUCUCUUUGUCCUUUUAAUCAUUAUCACCAUACAGAGGAAAAAGAAGACCCGAGGUCCCCAGCAUCAGAACGUGCAGAAUCCAAGAUCCCUGACACACAAUCAGACACAUCAGAGUGUGCAUCUGUGCAAUGUGAGCUGCUUCCCGCAAAUCUCUUCUCAACCUGGAGACAAAAUCUUUGCAAUCUACCACAUCCUCAUUGAGAAGCACAUUUUGAAACAGGACGUCAAUGGGAAGACGAGGAACUCUGCCAAACAUAAGAAAGAAUGGCGCAAAACCUGUUGUCUCAUGCUCUGUGCAGUUGUAACAGAAGCGCAGAAACUUCCUGGCUUCCAGAAGAACCUGGAGGUGUCGUGUCAUGAGGACAUUCGGUAA